Messenger RNA from Capsicum annuum, 3046 nucleotides. RefSeq lists its product as uncharacterized. The transcript has 4 exons. The coding region runs from base 1901 to 2698 and encodes 265 amino acids. The record is from RefSeq and is a predicted model, not a curated record. Lineage: Eukaryota; Viridiplantae; Streptophyta; Magnoliopsida; Solanales; Solanaceae.
AAGUGGCAUUAGUAAUUAUCCAAAGAAUGGCUCAGAUAUUAAAAAGGCGAAGGAAAAGUGAAAACAAAAAAUAGACAAAAAGAUAAUUGAAAGAGCUGGAAAGUAAGCUUCAUUUCAGAUCGAUCAUUACUGUUCUUCAUAUUCGAUCGACCACAAGCUUAUAUCACCAUCUACUGUUCUUCUUCGACGGCAAGUUCGGAUGGUUUGAGGAGAGCAAUCCAUAGCCACAUAGAUUGGGGUGAGGGAAAACAAAAUUCAAGCUAUGGUUCAACCCAUUGAAGAAUUAUUCAGCUUGAGGACUGAGAAUCUGAGCUGUGAUGACAGAUGCAGAUGGGAGAAACUCCUCAAAAAAAUCCGGAGGAAAGAGAUCUUGAAAUUAUUCAACAGAUGUGAGGCAAGUACCAUCCACCUAUAAUUUCUAAAGUGUUUGCUUAAAUUUCUACUCUCUAAUUUAAUUUUCUUAGCUUAUUGAACCCAUCGGAGUUAAUAUCACUGCUAAAGAGAAACAAAAUUGGGAGAUAUGAAUCAAAGAGACUGCACAGGUAAUUUUUCAUAUUGAAUUUGAAAAAUUUCUUAUCACAUUUCGUGUUACAAGUGUCAAUUUGACAAAUCUUCAAAGCUAAAUUAAUUUAUAUUAAUUUAAUUUUUAAUUUAAAAUUUAGAAGUUAGAAAAUAAUAAGAAAAAUAUUAUAAGAUGCAAUAUAUUUAUUUUUCUAUUAAUAUGAUGAAAAAAUAUAUCUUAAAAUGUCAAUUAAAAGUCAAUUCAAUUUUUAGUGCCAUUUUAAGUAAUUAUUCCAUUACUUAAUUUUAGUGAUUGAUUCACCUAUAUUUUAUUAACGUAAUUAUCAGCUGGAGGUGUUUUUUCCAUUUAGUAAAAAUAAAUCUUUUAAGAAUUUGGGUAAAAUUAAGAAGAAAAAAAACGUGUCUUAUUUUCCCGUAUCCCCAUUAUUCCCUCCAUUAUUUUCCCCCAAAUUUUUCACAAUAGAAUUUAGGUUUAAUACUAGUCUGAGGAAACCGUUCAUUCUCAUAUUCCUCUCUGAACUACUGCUGCAGCUUCCAAGGUAACCCUACAUUCUCUUUUGAACUCCGGUAAGUUCACAUACUGUUUAAUUAAUCGUUUUUUUUAUUAGUUAUUGUUUUUUCCCUUCAAUCUAAUAUUGAUUUUUUUUUAGAUUUCUCAAUAGUUGUUCUUGUUUUAUUGUAUCUAGUUGUCCUUUUUUUCUUUUUAUUUGUCUCAUUUGUAACCUUGUGCUGUGCUUUACUAUGUGUUUGUGUGGUACCGCGUGUCUUGAGCCGGGGUCUAUCGGAAACAGCCUUUCUACUUCUUCAGAGGUAGAGGUAUGGACUGCGUACAUCCUACCCCAGACCCCACCAGGUGGGAAUACACUGGGUUUGUUGUUGUUGUAUUUGUCUCAUUUGUAAAAGUUGCUUUUUUUUUUUGUAAAAUUUUUUAUGACUUUUUUAUAUCAAUGUUGUGUGGUCCCUUGUUUUUUUAUGACAAUGACUCAUAUAUAAUUUAAUGAGUUUAAUACAACUUGAUGUGAACAUUAAUCCCUGACCUAUUUUUUUUCUAAAUUAAAUAUAGAUAUGGAUGUGCUAAGUUCAAAUUAUUUGUUUUUGCUAAGUAAACACAGAAGUUGAAAGAUGUAUUUUUUGUGCUAAGUUGCAACAUGUCCUAAUUAUUCAACUUUUACUCCUUGCUAUUUGUACAUGUAGAUGGAAAAUGAACAUCAUAAAUGGAUGUAUGAUAGAAACUUUCCUGAUCGACGGGGGUUGCGGUAUGAAUUUGAACAAGGUGUUAAGGAAUUUCUUAAACAAGCCAAUUUAUGUUGUCAAUCAGAGGGGACAAUUAGGUGUCCUUGUGAGGAUUGUAAAUGUAAAAAGUGGUUAAGACCUGAAGAUGUUAAGACUGAUCUUUAUAGUAAGGGUUUUAUGGUGGAUUAUUAUGUUUGGACUAGCCAUGGAGAAAUUGAGGGUAUUGUUGGUAAUAGUCACAAUCAUAAUUUUGUUGUUGGUGAAAAUAGUUGAGAUUCUAGGUUACAAGAAAUGGUUAUGGAUGCUUUUGGGAUGGACAAUGAGGGUGAAAACCAACAUGUUAAUCAACAUUCGGGUAACUUUGUGUAAGUUGGAAAAAGUUUUUCCAUGUGGUUUUUUGGAUGUGAUGGAACAUCUUUCAAUCCAUCUUGUAGAUGAGGCACUACUUGGAGGUCCUGUUCAAUGUCGAUGGAUGUACCCUUGGGAAAGGAAAAUUGGCAAGUGUAAACGGUCUGUGAAACAAAACAAUAGAUUUGAGGGAUCUAUAUGUAAGGCCUAUCUUGUUGCGGAAACCUCUCACUUUUGUUCUUAUUAUUUUGAAAAACACGUACCGUGUUUGAGACAUAGGACAAUUCGACAUAGUGAAGGUAAGAAUGAUCCUUUGGCCCCACCAUUAUCCAUAUUCAAUCAACCAGGUAAGGGUUCUAAAACCACCAUGAGAAGAUUCUUGACUGAUAUGGAGAGAAAGUCAGCCACGACACAUGUAUUAUUGAAUUGUCCGAAAGUUCAAUCAUAUUAUAAUUUGUUCUUGAGUUUGUAUGGAUAUGAUGCUGUUUAUUCUCAUUUUAGCGAGUGGUUCAAAUCUUCUGUUAAUGAUCCAAAUAAUAACAUGACCAACCAAUUUUUUAAAGAUAUAGCUUGGGGGGCCAGGCCCAUUGGUUAAAACGAUGAAUAAGUACAAUGUCAAUGGACAUAAGUUCUGCACAGAAGAAAGCUCCAAGUAUUAUAAAAGCAAUAACAUUGGGGUUUGGGUUAAAGGAGACACUAGCAAUAAGGAUGGAGAUGUUGAUUAUUAUGGUGUGCUCCAAGAGAUUUUAGAAUUAGAUUUUCCUGGGUGGCCACACAAAAAGUUGAUACUUUUUCGAUGUAAGUGGUUUGACCCAACACCAAAAAUUGGUACAAGGGUGGACCCACAUUACAAAAUUGUUGAAGUUAAGCAUACAAGGCAGUAUGGAAGCUAUGAUCCUUUUAUCAUUGCGCAAAAUGUUAAACAGGUCUAUUAUGCUCCUUA